Messenger RNA from Eucalyptus grandis, 1146 nucleotides. Its product is annotated as protein SRC2. NCBI's taxonomy places the organism in Eukaryota, Viridiplantae, Streptophyta, Magnoliopsida, Myrtales, Myrtaceae. Gene Ontology annotation, biological process: defense response. The record is from RefSeq and is a predicted model, not a curated record.
UUCCAUUCAUUCACAGACUCAUCCAGAACAUCCCCCCUUCUCUCUCUCUCUCUCUCCACCACGAUCUCCACCGCCACCAUGGAGUACAGGAACCUUGAUCUGACCGUCAUCUCCGCCAGGGACCUCAAGGACGUGAACCUCAUCUCCAAGAUGGACGUCUACGUCGUCGUCUCCCUCGAGGGCGACCACCGCGGCCCCCAGAAGUCCAAGUCCCCCGCCAACCGCGACGGCGGCCGCAACCCGGUCUGGAACUUCCCCGUCAAGCUCUACGUCGACGAGCCCUCCGCCCAGCAGAACCGCCUCACCCUCCGAUUCAAGCUCCGCUGCGACCGCGCCCUCGGCGACAAGGACGUCGGCGAGGUCGUCGUCCCCGUCAAGGAGCUCCUCAACUCCCCCGCCCCCGCCCACGCCGACGGCAAGGCGACGUCGCAGCCGCCCACCGUGACCUACCAGGUGCGCAAGCCGUCCGGGAAGCAAGGGGAGCUCCACUUCUCCUACAAAUUCAGUGACAAGCUCACCGCCGCCGAUCACUCGGCCGCCCCCAAGGCUGACGUGGCGGUCACGGCUUACCCGGUCCAGGCCGGCCCGAGUGGGUCCUACGGAGAAGUUUACCCGCCUCCCCCGGCCGGCGGAUACCCGCCCCCGCCGCCCCCAGGAUACGCAUACCCGCCUCCGCCUCCGGCUGGGUAUCCGCCGCCGCCGCCGCCGCAGUACGGCGCUUAUGGGUAUCCUCCGCCGCCCCCGGCAGGCUACGGGUACGCGCAGCCUCCGCCGCCGGGCUACGGGUAUUACCCGAACCAGCAGGCGCAACAGGCUCCGAAGAAGAACAAGUUCGGGUUGGGAUUAGGGGCCGGGUUGGCGGGAGGGCUGCUCGGCGGGCUGCUGAUCGGAGACAUGGUGUCCGACGCGGGCGGCUACGACGGUGGCUGCGACGGCGGAUUUGGAGAUAUGGGUGGAUUUUAAAUUUUGCCUUAACUUUUUCGAUGUAGAUUUUUUUUUUUUAUUUGUAGAUCUAGCUUGCCUGAUGUGCAUGUAUGUUGGUUGUUGACAAUUACAAGGUAUGUGAGUGUUCCAAUUUUUUUUUUUGUAUGUCGCUGUUCUAAAAAAUAAUAUCAUUUCCUAUAAUAAUUUUAGUAUUGCUUAUAA